CACGCCAGGCAAGCUGCCAUGUAUCUUCACAAAACACACAUCUUUUCCGACACCCAAUCUGACUCCAGAAUACACAACAAGACAGAUUGAGAAACAUCGGCGUUAUUUUUCGUCAACCCAAGUCUUGUGCGUAGUCAUUUUUCUCCAUCCCUCCUGAUUCUUGGGUUCCUGAUUUCAGGAUCUAUAUUUUACUCUCUCUGCUCUUCCAGUCAGUGGAGAUUCCCUUCCAUAUCUUAAACUGGUAUCUUGAACUUGAUCCUUCAUUUUGUUGCCGAGGAAAGGGGGGGAAAAGUGAGGAGAUUUUGGGAGUACUGGUGUCAUACCAUCCAAAUUCUUUGGCCUUGUUAAAUUUGGAAUAGAUUUGGUUUUGAUUGAAGUGAAGUAGCAUUGAAAUGGAAGGGGAUAUGUUUUCAGAGUUUGGUAAUGGAAGCCAAGCAGAUACCAAGGUUUUACAAACAUUUCAGAAGAGUUUUGUUCAAGUUCAAGACAUCCUAGAUCAGAACAGGCUGCUAAUCAAUGAGAUAAACCAGAAUCAUGAAUCCAAGAUGCCCAACAACUUGAGCCGAAAUGUGGGUUUAAUUAGAGAGCUGAAUAACAACAUCAGGAGAGUUGUUAAUCUUUAUUCAGAUCUCUCAAGCUCUUUCACCAGGUCAGUGGAAACUUCAUCAGAGGGAGAAUCAACUGGGCCAUUGAGAUCUGAUGGAAAAGCCAGUCAGAAGAGAAUUAGAUCCGGGUAAUUGACUGAGCUGAGCUUUGGUAUGAAUUCUGCUAUCUUUGACUGUAGAAUAAGAUGGUUUUCUAUUUUCAUACUGAAGGGAAAGAACUUGAUUAGAUUCUGUAACUCUUCUCAAUGAAUGAGUGAUAUGCAUCUGAAGUUUUGAACUUUAGUAUGUGUAACCCCUUGCCUUAUAACUGAAAUAACCUUGACCAAUUACCAUUUGUAAUCUUGUACCAUAUUGUCUCAUAAUUCUUAUUGAAUGCAAGCAUCCUUUUCUUUUAUUUCUCUGUUGACAGAAGUUAAUGUCUAUUUGGCCGGUCCCAUGUACUUAUUUUUUUAGUGACUUUAGGUUAUAUUAUGUCAUCCGUACUAGAUGCUAAUCCUUUUGAUUAUUGUUUAGUGGAUCUAGCGUGUGAUUAGAAAAUGAUUUUGAAACAUUAAUUCGGUUCCGCCAAUAUUGUUCUUCGUUGGAGAUGAUCUAUCUUUGAUAGGGACUUUCAACAAACCACUUUAUUCUUUUCCCAUGUUUAUCAAAAGAGAUUCCUUACUAUAUCUGUUCCCAAGUUGAAGAUUGUGGUGAAGGAUUAGUAUAUACUGUUUUUAUAUAUAUCCAUUAAUGGUAGUUUCAUUUCUAUAAGUUCAGAUGAUUUUUAUUCAUGAUUCUCUUAGCUAUGUCGCUAUCUCUGUGGGGGAAUUGAGCAAAAUAACAGGUGAUGAGCUUGAGAAAUUAUUGGCCUUUUGGAUUGAAGAUGUUGUGGGACAAUUGAAGAAAGAAGCUUUAGGUAA
This is a messenger RNA of Rubroshorea leprosula, 1504 nucleotides long. The record is from the annotation of a GenBank genome assembly. NCBI's taxonomy places the organism in Eukaryota, Viridiplantae, Streptophyta, Magnoliopsida, Malvales, Dipterocarpaceae.